AUGUCUGAUCUUCCAGAUGAUUUGGCAGAAGAGAUAUUGUCUAGGGUUCCGUUGACAUCCCUAAGUGCAGUGCGUUCCACUUGCAGAAAGUGGAAUGAUUUAUCCAAAAACCAGGUUUUUGGUAAGUCAGCAUCAACAGGAAGGAAGCAGUUUCUUGGGUUCAUGCUGAAAGAUUAUAAGGUUUGUUCGAUGAAGUUUGAUCUCCAAGGAAUUGGAAACGAAGGAGACUUCGUUGAUCCAUCUAUAAAGGAAGUCAGUAUACUUGACCAAGUAGAAAUCACUCAGUUCUUUCACUGUGGAGGUUUAUUGCUAUGUGUCACCAAGGACAGGUCGAGACUUUUGGUGUGGAAUACUUAUUUGGGGCAAACAAGGUGGAUCCAACCAAGAAACACUUUCCGAAGUGAAGACAGAUAUGCUGUUGGAUAUGACAAGAACCGUAACUACAAAAUCUUGAGGGUUUUUGGCAAGUAUGACACCAAAGGUGAAUUUGGAAGCGUCGACAAAUACCUGAUUUUUGGGUACGAAAUAUACGAGUUGAGCUCUAGUUCGUGGAAGGUUUUUAACGUCAGUCCCGACUGGAAUAUAGAUAGUUAUCAACGCGGCGUGUCUUUGAAGGGUCAUACUUAUUUUUUGGCUGAAGAGAGGUGGACGAUAGGUAGAAGAAAUAAAACUGAGGAGAUAAUCUCUUUUGAUUUUACAACAGAAAAAUUUGGAAAGCGGUUGCCUCUUCCGUUUAAAACUCAUGAUGUAGGCAACUUUGUGUCUCUAUCUUGUGUCAGAGAAGAGCAGCUUGCGGUAUUACAUCAAAGCAGCGUGAUUGAUCACACAUUGGAGAUUUGGGUCUCAAGUAAUAUUGAUCUGGGUGCAGUUUCGUGGAGCAAGUUCUUGAGAACCACCUCUUUCUGUCGGGUUGAUUUUCAAGCUGGUAGUUUCUUCAUUGACGAGGAGAAGAAAGUUGCUGUGGUUGUCGAUCUGGACAAUGGUGGACAAGCACGGACUGAGACCCAUUACAACCAAAGAGCUAACAUAAUUGGAGAAGAUGAAUAUUACAAACCUGUGAAUGUUGGAGAGGCCCUGGAUCAUGGAAAACUUAACAAAUUUGGAUUUUUGAUCUCUGAUUUAUGUCGCCCACUUGUGUGCUCUUAUGUUCCAAGCACAGCACAACUGCAACUGCAACCGUGAACAUGGAAAGAAGGUGAUGAUUAAUCAGUUCCAAUUUCAACAAUUGUUAGGUUGUCGUUUAUUAUUUAUCACCUGACUAUGUUUUAGCCAAAAUUGUAUGUAUGUUGAGUGGUAUUUGAUUUCUAGGUUUUCUCAACUGUCAUAAUUUUAACCAGGCCUGGGCGCGUUCGGUUUUCCGGUUCGGUUCUUUCAGUUUUCGGUUAUAAAGAUAUAGGAACCCGUUCGUUUAUCUAUGAAAUUCGGUUCGAGUCCGGUUCGGUUCUUUUCGGUUUCGGAUCGGUUCAGAUAAUAAUUAUAAGGUACCGACUAAUAUCCGAUAAACUUGUGGUUCCAAUUCAGCUACGGUUCGGUUCCAGUUUUUUCGGUUAAUUUUGGAUAAUUCGGGUAAAAAACAACUUGUACUAGUCUGAUAUCGUACUUGUAUUAUGUAUUUCAUUUACAAAAAAAUAUAGUAGAAAUGAUAUGAUGUUAAUAAUAUAUAUUCUAAUAAUUGUUGAAUACUAAUUUUGCAUGUUCAACCAUAAUAAUUUCAUGUCAUAAGCCCUAUAUAUUA
This is a messenger RNA of Brassica napus (rape), 1735 nucleotides long. RefSeq names its product F-box/kelch-repeat protein At3g13680-like. Gene Ontology annotation, molecular function: protein binding. Lineage: Eukaryota; Viridiplantae; Streptophyta; Magnoliopsida; Brassicales; Brassicaceae. The record is from RefSeq and is a predicted model, not a curated record. The transcript has a single exon. Bases 1 to 1182 code for a protein of 393 amino acids.